This is a messenger RNA of Solanum tuberosum (potato), 2143 nucleotides long. RefSeq lists its product as uncharacterized. The coding region runs from base 925 to 1836 and encodes 303 amino acids. Gene Ontology annotation, biological process: snRNA transcription by RNA polymerase III; snRNA transcription by RNA polymerase II. Gene Ontology annotation, molecular function: sequence-specific DNA binding. Gene Ontology annotation, cellular component: snRNA-activating protein complex. Lineage: Eukaryota; Viridiplantae; Streptophyta; Magnoliopsida; Solanales; Solanaceae. The transcript has 11 exons. The record is from RefSeq and is a predicted model, not a curated record.
AAUAACCCAAUCCUCACCAUUCACCAACAAAACAUUCAUUCAAUACAGCAAACGCAUACCCUUAAGCGUGUGUGAAACAAGGAGAGGAAAAACAGUGUUCUCGCUAAGAUAAACCCACCACUGUUUAUUGGAGCUCCGAUUAGUGGUUGUGAAGUCACCAUACUCGGCGUCUCAGAACGCUGCCCGGAAAAAAGAGUUGUUAUAUUAGUUUCACAAAUACGACGUCGUUUUGCUCUGAUUGUUGCUUCCUGCUGAUCGUCGGCCGCCGUCGCCCUCCACCUGUUCGUCGGUCUUCUUCAGUCGUAUCUCCGUUCAUAGGUUCCUCGGUGGCUUUUCCUUUGAUGAUGAGAGUGAUAGGGAUAUAAAAUCUUUAGAUAGUGAUUGGAAGGAAGUGCGGAAGCUCAUUUUGAUUUAAUUGUUUUCAAGAUCACGACUUGUUGUGAUUUAUGGUUCGACUUUGAGAGUGAUACGGAAACUUGGGGUAAAAUCUGGCCAUGGGAAGAGAUUGAGAAAUCAUUCUUUCUAGUAACAGUAGAAAGACCAGACCUAAUUAUAGAGGAAGAAGCACAAGUGUGGGUUGAGAACAAGAAAGUAAUGCAAUUGAGGAUGAGAAUAGGUGAUCAUGAUGUGUACUUUGUAAAUUGUUGCAUUGCUGCACAAUUAGAAUCCAUCAAUUAUCGAGGUUCUAGUCGAUAUUCCACCACUGAGGAUCUCAAGGAGAAUGGAGGCAAUCAGUUGUUUAUGUUAUUCCACUCUCCUGGCCCUUUAUUCAUAAAUACAAGUCCGACAGUUGAAGGGACUGCAUCUUCUGGGCAGAAUGGACGACCAUUUGCAGCCAUCAAUAGCUCAGGACACACAUGAAUAUUGUGAAAAUGGAUUUAACCUUGGUGGAGCAGGUCAUAAAGAGAAGUCAAGGUUAGCAAUAUGGACCUUAAACCAUUCAAAUUAGACAUUGACGAGCUUAUAAAUGAGUUUGACAAGGGCGGAUCUCCUACUUUCGCAGAAAUGAAGAGAGUGUGGGUUUCUAAAAAGUUCUCCUAUAUUUUCGAGGCUAGUCCCUCUAAAGAUCAGGCAUGCUUUAUACAAUCACUCUAUGCCUACUGCAUUGGUUACAUGGUGUCUACUAAUUCUCUUUUGAGUAGACUGGGUGGACUAUAUUGCCUAUAUUGCCUCUAUGAAACACAGCCAUUCAAGCCUCCUUUCAAGAUUUAUAUAUCUCUGGGAGAGUUAAAGAAUCUUAGGAACGUUGUUGCUGAGGCAAAGGCCAAAGAUGUUAAGGUAGUCCCUGCUGUAGUCAAGCGUAUGUUAGAUAGGAACAUGUUUCUUUUUGGGUUUGUGGAUGUGAAUGAAAGCUCUGCUGCGGAGAGAUUAGAUGAACUGUCAGAAGUACAAAAUGCAAGUAUCCAAAUAGCAUGCAAAAAGUUAUUUGCAAAUAGCCGGAUCGAGCAUUUCACCCACAUGGAUAUGGGAUUGGAGCUUGAGGUGGAUUUGCUCAAGCAAAAGUCAGCAGAUUAUGCAAGGGCGAAAGAUCUAGCUAUUAAAGAGGCUAGUGACAUUGUGGAUGUUGAAAGUAUAAAGCACAUAGCAGAAAACCAGACAUUGAUAGGAGACGUGGUCGGGAAGACUGCUGAUGACUGGAAAGCUCAGAAGGAAUUAUUUUAUCAAAAAACAGGCAUUCUUCAUCAGCCUGUCAAAGACUCAGUUGACGUUGUUGGAAAAGAGCAUGAUAAGUCCCAACAAAAAGUGGCUGAAGAGCAGGAUGACAAUGAUGACUUCAGUAAGGAACUUGAAGAAGUGUUAUUGUCUGCACAGAACGAAUCUGACUUCGAAGAAUAGGGACUCCUUUUUAGGCCAGAAGACCAUCAAUGGAAUUAUUAAACUGUCAAGAUUAACUGAAAAAAGGGUAGGCCAAAAGCUCCAUCAAAAGCAACAAAAGUCCACAGACCCCUCAAAUGGCUUCUGUUAGGGAGAGAAAUUUUCAGUUGGGAGCCAUUCUUUUGCAGCUAAACUAUUUUAUACUUGUAAAAAUGGAAGAUUUAGCUGUAAGUCAUAAGUAUGAUUGUAAGUGCUUUUUGGUAAUACACUGUCUUCUUAUAAUGUACAUUCUCUAGAAAUUCAAAAUUGUUCUUUUUAUUUCUCCAAA